CCGGGGGCUGCUGAGCCUAUCUCCUUUGUCCUCCAGCUGAUCCAGCGCCGGCUCUGCUCCAGCUGCUGCUCCUCUGUAUAUCUCUGUGUCUUGGCCAUGAUGUGCGGCCCCUGGUUUCUUCUUCUCUUGGUGGCCGUACCAGGAAGCAGUUCAGCUGUCGGUGAAAUCCGUAACUGCGCAGAUGCUGCUCUGGAGCUGAGGGAGAGAGGUCUGGGAGGCAUCCCUGGUGUCAGAACACCAAUAUCUGGAGAACACCUACGGAUAUGCCCGCAGGAGUACACUUGUUGCCCGAGUGAGACAGAGGAGAGACUGAGCGAGGAGAGCGUGAGAGACCUGGCCCGCAUUGUGAACGACAGCGUCAGUUAUCCAAUGGGGGUAUUAACUGGGGCGAGAAGAAGAUUCCAGGAGUUUUUCCUCGCACUCCUUGACUCCUCUGAGCACUCCCUCUCCACCAUGUUUGUACUUUCCUAUGGACACCUGUACUCCCAGAAUGCCGUUCUCUUCAGUACUCUCUUCUCAGAGCUGCGUGCUUUCUACAUGGGCGGAGGAGCCCCCAGAUUGGCCGAGGCUCUCUCUGAGUUCUGGGCCGGACUGUUGGAGCGCAUGCUCCGUCUCCUGCUUCCUCAUUACGAGCUGAAUGCCGACUACAUGGAGUGUGCUGCCCACAGAGCUGAGGAGCUGAGGCCUUUUGGCGAUAUACCAAAAAGACUUCGACUACAGGUAACACGAUCAUUAGGAGCUGCCAGAACAUUGGUGCAAGGCUUGGCAAUAGGAAGUGACAUUGUCAACAGAGCUGCCAAGGCUGUGCCACCUCCUGAUUGUCUCCGGGCUGCCAUGCGCAUGUGGUAUUGCCCACUCUGCCGAGGUUACACAUCCCUCCUGCCCUGCCACGGACUCUGCCUCAACGUCAUGAAAGGCUGCCUCGCACACCAGGCGGACAUGGAUGCAGACUGGAACAGUUUGAUAGAUGGGCUGCAGGAAGUGGCUGAGCGAUUGACUGGACCUUUUAAUGUGGAACUUGCUGCUGAGAUGAUUUCAGUGAAAAUAUCUGAAGCCAUAAUGACACUGCAGGAGGAGCACGUACAGCUAACUACUCAGAUCUUCCAGUCUUGUGGAACCCCGCCUCCAGCACGCACCCGACGCUCCCCACCAGAAGAUCCCAAGAGGAGGUUUCGAGUUUACAGCAAUGAUGAGAAACCCACGUCAGCAGCCGGUACCAACAUAGACAGACUGGUAUCAGAGGUUGUGUCCAAGCUCCGCCCUUUGCGUGGUCUCUGGAAGCUUCUCCCUCUGUCCCUUUGCUCUGAUAGCAGAGUCUCUGCUGGCCUUAGUAACCAAGAUAAGUGCUGGAAUGGACAGUCAAGGGGGCGGUACCUCCCGCAGGUGACAGGUGACGGUGUGGUGAAUCAGAUUAAUAACCCGGAGGUGGAGCUGCCAAUGUCACCUCCGGACCCCAGAACCCGCCAGCUGGGCAUACAGCUGCGUGUAGUCAGGAGCAAACUGCGAGCAGCCUACAGCGGGAGGGACAGCGACACACAGGAUGCUUUUGAUGAAGGCAGUGGAGGCUCAGGCGGAGGUGAUCCGGUGACAGAGAAACCUGCAAUCAAGACCAGCACCAAACGUAAGAGCUUAUUAGAGAAGGCGAAGAAAGACAAGAAGAAGCAGGAUGAGAAAAAGAGGGCAGAGAGGAAAAAAGGGGUGAGGUUUGGUUUGGAUGCAGGGUGGUCUAUAACCCCCACAUAUAGUAUCACGUUUGGUGUCUUGCUUGUGGGACUUGUACUAUCUGCAUAA
This is a messenger RNA of Nanorana parkeri, 1791 nucleotides long. RefSeq names its product glypican-6-like. Gene Ontology annotation, cellular component: cell surface; synapse; extracellular region. The transcript has 11 exons. Bases 97 to 1791 code for a protein of 564 amino acids. NCBI's taxonomy places the organism in Eukaryota, Metazoa, Chordata, Amphibia, Anura, Dicroglossidae. The record is from RefSeq and is a predicted model, not a curated record. Gene Ontology annotation, biological process: regulation of protein localization to membrane; cell migration; smoothened signaling pathway.